UUUGUACAGUAGACCAGAUACAUUCGUUACUCAAUGAAUAUCAAAAUAAAAUAUUUGCUUAUAAAUAAGGUCGGAAUAGUAUUACUACUCAGUCUUCACCAUUAUCAUUGUGUACUAAGUUUAAUCAAGAAUAUGGAGAAGCAUAUUUCAAACUGGUCAAGCAUGAAAUCUGUGCCUGAAAACUACAUAUUCCCACCAGAAACAAGACCAGGUGAUGUCAAAAUCCCAAUCAGCCACAGCAUCCCAGUGAUUGAUCUCAGUGAAGCAUUUAAUGGUGAUAGAACAAAUACUAUUCAGAAAAUUAUCAAAGCUGCUGAGGAGUUUGGUUUCUUUCAGGUUAUCAAUCAUGGAAUUCCUGAAAAUGAAAUGAAGGAAACAAUGAGUGUUUUUAAGGAGGUGUUUCAGUUUCCUGAUGAGUACGAGCAUAACUUGUAUCCUGAUGACUCUACUAAGACAUGUAAGAAGUUUACUAGCUCUUACUUUUAUGAAACUGAAAAGGUUCAUUAUUGGAGGGAGUGUCUUAGACACUCUGCUUAUCCUUUGGAGGAGUGGCAACACUUGUGGCCUCAAAAUCCAGCUUCUUACAGAAAAUGUGUUGGAGAUUUUUCAGUUAAAAUUAAGGAAUUGGGUUCGAGGAUUAUGAAUUUGAUUAGUGAAGGGCUUGGUCUAGAGUGUGGGCAUUUUGACAAUGAUCUUAGUGGAUCAUUGAUUAUCUCUGCUAAUCAUUAUCCAUCAUGUCCUAAUCCAAAUUUAACACUUGGUUUACUCAAACAUUAUGAUGCUUACCUCAUCACUAUUUUACUCCAAGAUGGUAUAUCUGGUCUUCAAGUAUUAAAGGAUGGAGAAUGGAUUGGUGUUGACGCUCUUCCUCAUGCAUUUGUCAUCAAUAUAGGUUAUGCCUUAAAGAUAAUCAGUAAUGGUAAGCUACAAAGUGCUGAGCACAGGGCUGUAACAAAUUCAAGUCAUGCUCGCACAUCUGUUGCAUUUUUUAUAGCUCCCUCAGGUGAUUGUUUCAUAGAGCCAGCACAAGAUCUUAUCGAUGAACAUAAUCCACCUAUAUUUAAGUCUUACAAAUUCAAAGAUUUCCUCUCACGAUUCUUUGACAAGCUUGCUGACAUGGAAAAGGUGAUCAAGUCCUUUGAGGAACCAGGUGGAAUAUUGUGAAAGACAAGUAUCAUUUGAUAAUAUUGUAUCUUUUGUUUAGAAUUAAGUAUUUAUUUACCGCAAGAAAGCAUAUUUUAAUAAACAAUUAGUUUCCUAUGCAACGCAUAUGGUUUGAAACAAUUUCUUAUGCAUAAAUUAUGCAAAUUAUGGUUGCAAUAAUUUCCCAACGUUUCAUG
This is a messenger RNA of Vicia villosa (hairy vetch), 1340 nucleotides long. RefSeq names its product hyoscyamine 6-dioxygenase-like. Lineage: Eukaryota; Viridiplantae; Streptophyta; Magnoliopsida; Fabales; Fabaceae. The coding region runs from base 34 to 1164 and encodes 376 amino acids. The transcript is spliced from 3 exons. The record is from RefSeq and is a predicted model, not a curated record.